AGUAUGUUAUUUGCCAAGGUGAUUGGCCGAGUGAAGUUAAUGUAGUUAGUAUGUUAUUUGCCAAGGUGAUUGGCCGAGUGAAGUUAAUGUAGUUAGUAUGUUAUUUGCCAAGGUGAUUGGCCGAGUGAAGUUAAUGUAGUUAGUAUGUUAUUUGCCAAGGUGAUUGGCCGAGUGAAGUUAAUGUAGUUAGUAUGUUAUUUGCCAAGGUGAUUGGCCAAGUGAAGUUCAUAUAGUCGUUAUGUUAUUUGCAAAGGUGACCACGGUAGCGCACGCAUCGAUGUAAAUGAGGCGAAGGGAGGUAUAUUUUUUCACUUAUCCCCAGACAUUUUGCAGAGAGAAAAUGAUGCUUUCUGUAAUGACUUCCUGCAAUCGAAAGGAUAUUGAGUAUAAAGGUAAAAUUAAUCAUUUAAUUGAAUGUGAAUCAAACGUUUACACAGCAGGCGAUGUGUGGGAACGUACCAGCUGCGUCUUAUUAGUUCUCGCGAUUCUCUCGUCCGUCUGUUAAGCCCACACAAAGAAAACCAAAACAAAAUAACUAUGAAAACCUUUCAAUGGAUCAUUUUUCUGACCGUCAUUCAUCUCUCAGAAUUGAUAGCUUCAAAGGAAGGCUUUGAGAUAAAGAUGCUGCUGCCAAGAGCGUCUAGCGUCUGGGUGCUUAACGACAGACCUCGAGAAGUCGUGUUUAAUAUUACGGGUGAUGGCAUGACCAAACACUGGGACGUAACACUUAUAAAAGACGGGGAGACAAUUGGAGAUUUUGUGAACAUUGGCAGUGUUGAGCUCUCAUCAUCAGCAGCAACACCAUCAUCAUCAUCGAUAACAACAACAAAACUAUCAUCAUUAUCAACACCAUCAUUAUCACCACCAUUGCCAUCCAAGCCCUCAACAACUUGGAAGGUAUUCAGAACAAAGGUUUUACUGGAGCGCAGUGUUAAAGAGGGUAUGUACAGGGUGCAGGUCUGUGGUGGUACGACGGAAGGGGGAGAUGGAUACUUGUACUGCGCAUCAACGGCACUCUUCAAGGUCAUUGCUGGAGUCUCAGAGGAACACUUCACGCAGCACGAGCAGCGCUUCAAAGCUCGCGGACUAACAAAGGAAAGAAUGCUUUCUGGAGUAGAUCUGGAUAGAAUAUGGCCCCUAAACAAUACAAAAUGCACCGUAAGAAGGAUACACAAGCCCACAAAAGAAGAAUUUAUAGAGAGGUGUAUGAAACCAGCUCAAGCAUGUGUGAUAUCUGGGGCGAUGGAGGACUGGGAGGCCCUGAAGUCCUGGCCGUUAGACGUGUUGGAGACUGACCCACGGCUAGCCGAGGGAAUAUACAUCGGCGACCGUGAGGAGAUGGUCCCCGUGCGCGUGUUUAACCGAUAUACCAAGACACGGGCAAAACUAGACGCCGCUCCUUGGAUGGUCUUCAUGCCAGAUGUGUUUGAGAUGUACCCGGAGUUACUUAAGGAUUACAAGGUGCCCGACUAUUUCUCCGAAGAAGACGACUUUAUGACAGGCGUUCCUGACGAUUUGCGUAUGGACUGGAGAUGGAUAAUCAUGGCCCCUAGGGGGAGUGGGUCGGGGUGGCACUGUGAUCCAGCUAACACAACGGGCUGGUUGGCACUGGCAACGGGAGCCAAACUAUGGGGACUUUACCCGCCAGAGCAGGCACAUAUACCGGGCGUGAAGAACAAUUAUUAUCAGAAGCGUGACUACAACAUGGACGAUGCUUACAACUGGUGGAUACACACCCGCCCAAGUCUGGAAUAUGAUCUACCGCGCGAGUGUAUUCAGCAGGCGGGAGACAUCGUGUACAUACCGAGUGGGUGGUACCACGCCGUGCUUAAUCUGGACCACACCGUGGCCGUUACACAGAACUUCUGCAACCUAUACAGUAUCAAGUCGUGCCUGAAAGAGUUAAAGGAGCAGGCUGAUAGCGAUGGGAACUUUAUAGGACGCACCUUCGAGAGACUUCGAGACAUGUACAAGGGCAGGUAUCCCGAUCUCUUCGAGGCCGGAGACGAUGAUUUUAGAGCUCCAUCACCAGGCGAGGGAAUGACGCUCCCUCAAAUAAGAGAGAAGCAAAUCGACGACCUUAAAAACUUUUUGUCAACAUAAGAUCGAUAACAGAAACAUGACCACAAAUAGUCUGUAUACUCUUGUUUUAAAUAAAGUGACUUGAGAGUGUCUAGUAGCCUGCAAUGAUUUAUGGAUAUCAAUAAAUAGAACAGAAAUACGGGUAAUUGAAACCAAUUAUAUAUGGGUAAUGUUA
Messenger RNA from Nematostella vectensis (starlet sea anemone), 2257 nucleotides. RefSeq lists its product as uncharacterized. The coding region runs from base 538 to 2103 and encodes 521 amino acids. Gene Ontology annotation, molecular function: P-TEFb complex binding; histone H4R3 demethylase activity. Gene Ontology annotation, biological process: phagocytosis. The transcript is spliced from 9 exons. Gene Ontology annotation, cellular component: nucleus; cytoplasm. The record is from RefSeq and is a predicted model, not a curated record. NCBI's taxonomy places the organism in Eukaryota, Metazoa, Cnidaria, Anthozoa, Actiniaria, Edwardsiidae.